CGAGAGGAGGGAAACGGCGCAGGGUUUGAAACAUGGCGGACGACGUGGACCAGCAACAAACUACCAACACAGUAGAAGAGCCCCUGGAUCUCAUCAGGCUCAGCCUGGAUGAGCGCAUUUAUGUAAAAAUGCGAAACGACCGAGAGCUUCGAGGAAGAUUACAUGCUUAUGAUCAACAUUUAAAUAUGAUAUUGGGAGAUGUGGAGGAAACUGUGACUACUAUAGAGAUUGAUGAAGAAACAUAUGAAGAGAUAUAUAAAUCAACAAAACGGAAUAUUCCAAUGCUCUUUGUUCGGGGAGAUGGUGUUGUACUUGUUGCACCUCCACUGAGAGUUGGCUGAAAAAGUUUAUCCUGUGUGGAAAAGAGGAGACUGUACAAUUGCCUCUCUAAUGUAGAAUAUUUUGAAAAGAGAAACCUGCACAAAUUGUGAUAUUCAGAAGUAACCAAGGACUCUUCCACUCCUGAAGUGAGUUGAUUUGCAGAAAACUUGCAAGUUCUUAAGCUGUGGCAUUUUUGUUUUUCUCCAACACAUCCAAUAAAUGUAAUCACGAAAAUGCAGAACUCUUU
Molecule: messenger RNA, 568 nt
Organism: Orycteropus afer afer
Lineage: Eukaryota; Metazoa; Chordata; Mammalia; Tubulidentata; Orycteropodidae
Gene: LSM3
Product: LSM3 homolog, U6 small nuclear RNA and mRNA degradation associated
Biological process (GO): mRNA splicing, via spliceosome; P-body assembly
Cellular component (GO): U4/U6 x U5 tri-snRNP complex; P-body; U6 snRNP
Molecular function (GO): RNA binding
Source: RefSeq, a predicted model, not a curated record